CAAUAAUUCUUUGAAAGGAUUCACUAAUAGCUUUUGUGAGGCGUUGCUAUCACUGCUCUUGUUCCUGUCACUCUUUGCUCCUGUCACUUUGUCAGUCAGUCGCUUACUUCCUCUGUCUGUCAGUGCAGUAGGCUUAGCACUAGGCUACCCAGCCUAGUGCUAGCGUGGCUUACCACCAGGCUGUAUAGCCUAGCGGUUAGCGCGCCGGACUCCGACGCAGAAGGCGAGAGUUCGACUCCACCUUGUGGACUGCAAACCUAAACGCAUACUUAUGUGUCUGCUUUGUAAUGCCCGCGGGGGCCCCGCUUCCCAUUCAUUCUCUAUGGUAGUGCUAAACCACUACGGAUGAAAUAUAUUUUUGGCCACUAUGACCCUUGUGGCGCUGUUGUGGAUGCGGUACUUCUAAAAAUUUCCGCUUUGAAACUUUUGCCGAGACAGGACAGUUAACCCACUGCUCGCUACAGCAAUCAGUGCCCCGUAUUCAUUUAUUAAAGAUGCACAAGAAAGUUGUAUUGUACCCAGGUAAAACCUGUGUGGUGUUCCGCAAGGGGCCACUCGGAUACCUCCUCCAAGACCCGUCAGAUGAAGCUCGGCGGAUAAAAGACAACACCAAACUUCAGAACAAGUCUGUAGCAAUGAGGGAGGACCUGGUACAUCAGAAUGCUCUGACUGUGGUCCGUCACAGAGGAGGGGAUGCCUCCGACAGGCGCGAGGUGUAAGGAGAGUACAUCCUGCAGUUUGGAAAAUAUAAAGGAAAAUCUUUCCGGUGGCUUCUGGAAAAUGAUGUUGGGUACACCAUGUAUCUGAUCAAAAGUCUCCAGAAGGAAGAGGCUGCAGGGAUCGCCAUGGCUGAAAGGCAUAGUAAGGAUAGCCUGCAGUCAUUCGUACAGUAUGCCCUCGGUUUUCCGGAGAUAAAGUCUCUUCAGGAUUAUGAGGCCAGCAGAGUGAGUGCUGCAGCAGAAGUCUCCUCUGAAGAUGAUCAGCUUGUUGGCUUUGGCUUACCAUCUAAGAGCACACGGAAGGAGAUUUGGGAUGGCAGAGGUGAUGGCUACGCGGCCUUUAUCAUGGAAAAGAGCUGCAUUCAAGGAACACGGAUGUAUAAGCUGCAGCAGUACUUGCGCAAGAAGCAUCAGUCUGCCUCAGCUACCACAAGGACCUCCACCAAACCCAUUGGAAUGGAUGAUGACAAAGAGUUGGAGGAGGCAAUGCUGAGUGUCUCACCUGAAAAACUUGAAGCCGACAGCUUUACUGUGCCAACAGCAGCAGCAGCAGCAGAAGUACCCACACCCAGAGUGCCUUCAGGAGCAAAGACAGCUCCCUCUGCGGCACUGUCCAUACCCCCUUCCGACACAACUACUGAACUUCAAGCAUCAUCAGCUGAUGGUGCAGCCUUAAAAGAUGAGAAGAGCAAGGUUCCUGUGCCUGUACCAAAGGAGCUGUCGUUUCUACUGAAGGAGACCACAGAUCAAACACAAGGGCCUGAGUCAAAUCCAGGGCCCAGCACAAGUGUUGCUUGCACAUCUGUGCGCAAAGCUCUCACUUUUGAAGACAGCAAUGAAGAUGCUCCUUCAGCUCAGCCAGCCAUUCCUGUUCCAGUGGCUGGUUAUGAGCAUGAGCUGAGUACCUGGAACUGCUCACAACACCAGAAGCUGUGGAUGAAGACCGAGCUGCAAGAUCUGGGGCUGUGGCCUGGGUCUCGACCAGUGCGUAACCCAGGAAACACAAUUUCACUCUGGCGUCUCCCUCCACAACCUGAGCUCAUAGAUACUGUAGGCUGA
Messenger RNA from Archocentrus centrarchus (flier cichlid), 1778 nucleotides. RefSeq lists its product as uncharacterized. The transcript has 8 exons. The coding region runs from base 798 to 1778 and encodes 326 amino acids. Lineage: Eukaryota; Metazoa; Chordata; Actinopteri; Cichliformes; Cichlidae. The record is from RefSeq and is a predicted model, not a curated record.